UCAAGUCUAAACUAAAUCCUCCGUACCUUAUGCUGUAACUAGAUCACUUCCUCAUUGGAUUUUGGAAAAAAAAGAAGAAGAAAAAGUAAAAAACAAAAUCCCAAACACUCAACGGUUUUGUGACUCUUCUUGCCACACAAAACACAUAAAUUUCAGAAACAGAGAGAGAAAAGAAAAAAAAAAAUGCAAACCCUUUUUAAGGAAAAAUAGAUUUUAGAGAGAGAAGGGUUGUUGGUUGUUCUGUUUUGUUUUUUGAGAGAAAAAAUUGUUAUUUUUGCAGGUGAAAAAAAUGGAGAGUAAAGAGGAAGUUAUUUCUAUUGAGCUUCCAGCACCUGCUUCUUGGAAGAAAAUGUUUUUUCCCAGGAAAGUUAGUUCUCCAAGGAAAACUGAGAUCAUGUUCAUUGCACCAACUGGAGAGGAGAUUAAUAACCGAAAACAGUUGGAGCUGUAUCUAAAAGCACACCCUGGUAAUCCUUCAAUGACGGAGUUUGAUUGGGGUACUGGUGAGACCCCUAGAAGAUCAGCAAGGAUCAGUGAAAAGGCCAAGGCUACUCCAACGCCAGAAAAGGAACCCCCGAAGAAGCGAAACCGCAAAUCAUUGAGUGCAAAGAAAGAAAACAAGGAAACAGAGGCUGUUCCUGAAAAAGCUGAGGGUGAGAAAGAAAGUGAUGUCAAGAUGGAGAAAGCUGGGCAAGAAGAAGCUGGUAAAGACGUUAAGCUAGCUGAAACUGCAGGGGAUGAGAAAAAAGAAGAGGCUGCUGGUGCUGAAGAAACCCCAACCCAAAUGGAAGUUCAAGAGAAACCUGCAGAAGCUAGUUGCGUUGAUGGAACUCAAACUGAAAAAGAAGAGGAAGCCCCUAUUGAAAAGGUGCCACAAACUCAGGCAGAGAAAGUGAAUUGUACAUGUGAGAAACAAUCAGAAAACCCUGAAACUGUGACGUUGGAAGCUGACAGGGGGGUAGAGAAAGAGAAUCCAAAUGGAGCAAUCCCUGUGUGUGAGGGAGAUGCCAAAGAGAAACAAGGUCUACAGGAGGUUGCUGGCAAGUGUAAUGUUCAGGUAGAGGACAAAGGCACGGCAGUCGAUGUGGGGUUGAUUGAAAAUGGUAAGGUUGAACCAAGUGGGCAAACUGAUACCCCACAACUGCCGGGACCCUCUCCAGUAAGCUGCUAAAUGUAACAUCUAAUAUCCUAGCUAUCCUCUGGUACCAUCCUUUUUGUAUUUGCCCGUGUAACCUCUAUGAUUUCAUGGAUGACUGUAACAAUUAUGCUGUUGAUGCUAGAUUUGAUUGUAAGUAGGGAAAGCAGUCAGUAUGUAUCCCUGUAAGAAGUAGGUUUCAAACAUUGCAGCUUUUGUUACUUUGUGCAGAACCUAGAUUGAUGGCACUUGGAACGCAUAACUUAUUGUUAGUGGCUCAUGUUUCAAAUUGGACUCAACAUUUUAUGUGUCAUAGAUUGACUGCAUGGUGUAUGCCUUGACAUUGUUGUUUAGGCAAUAUGCCGAUGUUCGUUUUGCAGAUUUUAUCAUGAUGAUUAUUACGAAGAACGGA
Durio zibethinus is the source of this 1547-nucleotide messenger RNA. RefSeq lists its product as uncharacterized. The record is from RefSeq and is a predicted model, not a curated record. Gene Ontology annotation, molecular function: DNA binding. NCBI's taxonomy places the organism in Eukaryota, Viridiplantae, Streptophyta, Magnoliopsida, Malvales, Malvaceae.